This is a messenger RNA of Polyodon spathula (Mississippi paddlefish), 3249 nucleotides long. Its product is annotated as upstream stimulatory factor 2-like. Gene Ontology annotation, biological process: regulation of transcription by RNA polymerase II. NCBI's taxonomy places the organism in Eukaryota, Metazoa, Chordata, Actinopteri, Acipenseriformes, Polyodontidae. The record is from RefSeq and is a predicted model, not a curated record. The transcript is spliced from 11 exons. Gene Ontology annotation, molecular function: DNA-binding transcription factor activity, RNA polymerase II-specific; RNA polymerase II cis-regulatory region sequence-specific DNA binding; protein dimerization activity. The coding region runs from base 257 to 1237 and encodes 326 amino acids.
GGUCGGAGGGAGGGAGCCCCCUAGCUAAGCGUGCACAGCUACUGCAGACGCCACGCCUGACACAGCCACGCUGCGUGGGCCGGUUGCGAGACAGAGACACAGCGCUCUCUCCAUUUUCUGCAAGCCAGGUCUCUCCUCACGUGUCCUGGGAAAGGGAUCUCACAUGACCCGCGUGUUUGUCCCCGUGAUCAAAACUUCCAUCUCCUGUCUCUGAAAUUCGCGUUUUAAAUACGAGCCCCCCCCCCCAGGUCCCCACAUGGACAUGCUGGAUCACGGUUUGGACACUUCAGACAGCCACGAGAAAGGACAGGAAACCGAGGAGGAAGUGCAGCUGCAGGAAGCCGGGACAGGUCUGGACGAGCAAACGGCUGUGGCCAUUGCCAGUGUACAGCAGACCACAGCAUUCGCUGACCACAAUAUCCAGUACCAGUUCCGCACAGAAAACAAUGGAGGACAGGUGACAUACAGAGUAGUCCAGGUGACCGAUGGGCAGCUGGACGGACAGACCGAUGCCACGGGGGCGGUCAGCGUUGUUUCCACAGCACAGUUUACUGGGGGACAGCAGACGGUUGCACAGGCGGUGAUCCAGAACCCUUUCAGUAAUGGUGGCAGCCCAGUGACGGACACAGUCAGCGGGGAGACGCGCUUUGCCUAUUUCCCUGCGUCCACGGUGGGAGACAGUACCACGACGUCAGUGUCCAUGCAAACAGCCGACCCAGCCCUCGCCCAGGCAGGAGGUCAGUUCUACGUAAUGAUGGCCCCUCCAGACGUGCUCCAGUCUGGGGCACAGAGAUCCAUCGCUCCCCGGACACACCCGUACUCUCCAGAAACUGUUGAAAAUGAGAUGAUGCAUCACGACAAUUCCUGGAAAAUGGACGGCCCAAGAACACCCAGAGAUGAAAGGAGAAGAGCCCAGCACAAUGAAGUUGAGAGGCGACGGAGAGACAAAAUCAACAACUGGAUCGUCACGCUGUCUAAGAUUAUUCCAGACUGCAACACCGACAACAGCAAGACAGGAGCUAGUAAAGGUGGGAUCCUGUCAAAGGCGUGCGAUUAUAUCAGAGAGCUGCGUCAAACCAACCAGCGGCUACAGGAGAGCUUCAAGGAAGUGGAGAGAGUCCAGAUGGACAACGAGCUCAUCAAACAGCAGAUUGAAGAGAUGAAGAAUGAGAACGCUUUGCUCCGAGCUCAGUUGCAGCAGCAUGGCAUCAACAUGGGGGAGAGCACUGGACAGUAACAGCCAAGCGAGAGAGAGAGAGAGAGAACUAUAACAGAAGAAAGGGAAUUGACUCAUUUCAAAACAGCACACCCUGGGAGCCAAAAAUAGGCCGACAUGUCUUUCCUCCAAAUUUCAGUUCCCCUUUUUUUAUUUCAUUUGUAAAUAUCAACAAUGAACGGAGACCUUUUCAAGCUAAUGGGUGGUACUGUUGUCCAAGACAAGUUUAGUUUUUAUUUUUGUGUGUGUUUGUGUUUUUUCAUGAUCUGUACAUUUUACUAGUGUUUGCCAUGUUUGUUCUUGUCUUUGUCCUUAUUAUUUCUUUUAGAGUAUUAUUAUAAUUAUUAAUAUAAUUUUCAUCUUGUUUUUUUUUUUUUAAGUUAUUUAGAUGAGAGGGGAGAAAAAAAUAAAGUUGAAGUACCUCUUAUGCUGCAACAGGAGGCGCUACAAACAAACAAAACUAGAGAACACAGCUGCAAUUUCGUCUGUCCAGUUUGGGGGAUGUUCUACAAACUGCACGUAGGGUGUGUGUUUACAUGCUAAGUCCCUUCAUUUCCCUCUAUAUAAAGGAAUGUUAAAUAUAAUUCACUUCUGAAACGUGCUUCAGUAAGGUGCAUCUGAAUAAAAGCAGUGUGCUUGGAUGUAGCUGGUAGAGAUUCCUCUAUUUGUUUUGAAGCAUCUUUCUAGGGGUGGAAGUGAAACAGGAAACUUGGAGAGACAAAAAAUAUAAUAUGCCAGCUAGAUUGCAGCAUUUUCAGUAGAUUUCUGUUUAGGAGUUGAAUAUAUAGGAAGCCUGCUUGUGUCGGAAGGAGUCAUUAAAACUCAUUUAAUAAGAGUUGAAAGUGGAGGCUUUCGUUUUCAGCCAGUCGCUUACUUAAAUUGAGUCUGUCUUCAAUAUAGCUUAGAAAAACCUUUAGCGUAUGAUUUAGCAGAAGCUUACAUAAAUUUUAAUUACAGAAGGAAAGAACAUUUAUUUAAAACAGAGUAAAUUUACUCUGAAGUAAACUUUUUUGAAAACGUAUCAUUUCUUAGAACGUGAUCUUUUUGUUUUUUGAACACCCAUUCAAAAGACAUCAUGACAAAUCCAUCAAUUAAACCAGGUGACAAUCUGGUGCUUGGAAACGAUAAGUGAAGCCCUGACCGGUUCGGUCUUAGCUAAAUAAAAUCUGAGGCUUGCCCUAUUGAGAUACUGUAUUUUGAGUUGGGGAAGACUUCACGAGAAGAGCGGUGAAAAGCUUUGGGUACUGGUCGAUGGAGAUGGACCGUGUGGAAGUUGCAUCAAUGAGGUACAUGAAGGUUUUAUAUUGAGUUAAUUAUUAUAAACGUGCACAAAUUGGUGUAGCACUUAAAAGGGGGUGCAUAUUGUUGUGAAAAAAAAAACCCGUGGGUCGCUCUUGAGAAGAUUAGUUUGGCAACAGUACCACCAAUUAAGCAAACUGCUCUAUACCCAAACAUCUUUUCUGCUUGCAGCUUGGAGGCUGGUUGAAGGACUUAAGUGUGUAAAUGUUCCCGCUGGAGCAACUCUGAAAGAAAGAAGGCAGCAAGGAAAUACAAGGAUGGGACUUUUCGUGAUUGUGUUUGGGAAGGAAGGGCAUCCAAUAGCCACCUCCCUUUUUUCCCCAUAAGCCAAUAGCUGGAACUGUUCUUACUGUGUAGGAUAACCAAGAAAAUGGCUGCCAGUUGUUGGUUAAUAAUAAUCAUAAUAAUAAUAAUAAUAAUAAUAAUUUGUACUUUUAUUUUUUGGGGGGUAUUGGGGCGUGGACGGGGGGUGCAAACAGGAAACAAUGGCAAGGUUUUAUUUGUCUUCAGUAGUAUAAGCAUGAGAUUAACCAAUGGCUAACAGUCUUGCUGAACACAAAGUAGCCAACAGCAACACUGUUUUUUUUUUUUUAAGUAGCCGGAACUGCAAUAACAACCAAUAGCAAAGCCCCAACCGUGGGGCGUUAGCCAAUGGCCGGUUGUCUCUAAGUAGCUGGGAGCCAAUCGCGUGUUUUGUCUUUUAUAACAUUGCAAAAUAAAUAACCGCUAAUUUC